CUCCUCCUCAUUCCCUCACACACACUUGCAAAUAUAUUUUUCGCUUCUCAGCAAGCAAUCACUACCCAAAAGCCAAAUCUUAAUUUUAUUCUUUCUGUUCCCUUCUACUAGUUCAAAACAUCAAACAUCUUAUUAGCAUUAUUCUCUCGUACUAUACGAAAAAUCAUUAACAAGAAAAUGGGACUUUCAAUUGAGCAGAGUCGUCUUCUUCUUUCCAAGAUUGCAAACAGCGAUCGACACGGCGAGAAUUCGCCCUAUUUUGAUGGAUGGAAGGCUUAUGACAGAGACCCUUUUCAUGCAAUUAAGAAUCCUGGUGGUGUUAUCCAGAUGGGUCUUGCUGAAAACCAGCUUUCUUUCGACUUGAUUGACGAAUGGAUUAGGAGAAAUCCUAAAGCAUCCAUUUGCACUCCUGAAGGAGUAAAUGAGUUCAAGAACGUUGCUAUCUUUCAAGAUUAUCAUGGCUUUUCCGAGUUCCGAAAGGCAAUUGCUAAGUUCAUGUCUCGGGUGAGAGGAGGAAGAGUCACAUUCGAUCCAGAACGGAUAGUGAUGGGUGGUGGAGCUACCGGAGCAAACGAGCUCAUCACCUUUUGCUUGGCUGACCCCGGCGAUGCCUUCCUCGUUCCCUCACCCUGUUAUCCUGCAUUUGGAAGAGACUUGGGAUGGAGAACUGGAGUUCAAGUGCUUCCAUUUCAUUGUCAUAGCUCAAAUGGUUUCCAAAUAACCAAACAAGCAUUGGAAGCAGCAUAUAAUAAAGCCCAAGAAGAGAACAUCAAUGUCAAAGGAUUGAUCAUCACAAACCCUUCAAACCCUCUUGGCACCACCAUUGAUAGGGACACUCUCAUCAGCUUGGUGAGCUUUGUGAAUGAGAAGAACAUCCACUUGGUUUGUGAUGAAAUAUAUGCAGCCACUGUCUUCAGCUCUCCUAACUUCGUCAGCGUCUCCGAGAUUAUACAAGACAUGGAAUGCAAUCGGGAUCUCAUUCAUAUCGUUUAUAGUUUGUCCAAAGACAUGGGGCUCCCUGGUUUUAGAGUGGGGAUAGUUUAUUCAUACAAUGAUUUGGUUGUCCAAUGUGCUCGAAAGAUGUCGAGUUUCGGGCUUGUUUCUUCGCAAACUCAACACUUGCUCGCGUCCAUGCUUUCGGACGAUGAAUUCGUUGACAACUUCCUUGCUGAGAGCUCAAAAAGGUUGGGGAAAAGGUACAAUAUCUUCACAAAGGGACUUGAGCAAGUGGGGAUAGCUUGCUUGAAAAGCAAUGCUGGGCUCUUCUUCUGGAUGGAUUUGAGGAGCCUAAUGAAAGAACAAACAUUUGAAGGAGAAAUGGUGCUAUGGAGGUUGAUCAUCAAUGAAGUGAAGCUGAAUGUGUCUCCUGGAUCUUCUUUCCAUUGCUCGGAGCCAGGUUGGUUUAGAGUUUGCUUUGCGAAUAUGGACGAUGAGACUGUCGAGGUUGCACUCAAAAGGAUUCGAGCAUUUGUUUGUCAAGGAAAAGAAGGAGAACAACAACAGCAGCAGCAGCAGCAGCCGCAACAAGAAGCAGUGAAAAGUAGCAGCAAAAGAUCAUGGAAGAACAACCUUAAGGUGAGCUUUUCAUCAAGGAGAUAUGAAGAGGGUGUUAUGUCUCCACAUAUGAUGUCUCCCCAUUCACCAGUACCUCACUCUCCUCUUGUUAGAGCAAGGACUUAAUUCACUACUUAAUUACCCGCUAAUAAAAAUAAUAUCAUACAUAUGUAUGUUUACGUAUGUAUGAUGAAUAGAAUUAGUCUAUAAGGUAUCCAAUAGAAGAAAAAGGAACAGGAAAAAAGUCUGUACGAUCCAUAUAGAUUUCUUUUCCCUAUCUAGCUUUCUCUUGACUCAUUAGCGAUAGUUGCCAAUUUAUUUCCUAUUUUUGUGGGUUACCUAAGAAUUCCUUUUUUUUCUUCUUCUUCUUUUUUGUUGGAAUAUUUGUAACCUAGUCUUUUUGUGAUUCAUAUCUUAUAUGUUGUCCAUAUAGGCCGGGCAACUAACCCUAGGGUUAUAUAUCUUCCUUAUAUGUAAUAGCAUGAUUGAAAUAAAACUGAUGUAAUGAUUUGUGUUAUUAUAUAUAAUGAAAUCAAAAUAUCUGGCUUUAAACUUA
Messenger RNA from Ziziphus jujuba (common jujube), 2110 nucleotides. RefSeq names its product 1-aminocyclopropane-1-carboxylate synthase 1. The transcript is spliced from 4 exons. The record is from RefSeq and is a predicted model, not a curated record. Gene Ontology annotation, biological process: biosynthetic process; amino acid metabolic process. Gene Ontology annotation, molecular function: transaminase activity; pyridoxal phosphate binding. Lineage: Eukaryota; Viridiplantae; Streptophyta; Magnoliopsida; Rosales; Rhamnaceae. Bases 178 to 1680 code for a protein of 500 amino acids.